GCCAACAAACUGAAGACACGCACUCAGCACAACACUCUCAAUCCUCUGUGGAACGAGGUUCUCAUCUACAAUGGGAUAACCGCAGAGGACAUGGCUCGGAAAACGCUGCGAAUCACUGUCUGUGAUGAGGAUAAACUGACCCACAAUGAAUUCAUCGGAGAGACUCGGGUGCCACUGAGACGCCUGCGCCCUGGCCAAAAGAGACACUUCAACCUGUGCUUAGAACAGCAACAACCGCUGGCAUCCCCUUCUUCCAUGACUGCCGCCCUGCGUGGAAUCUCCUGCUAUCUGAGAGAGUUGGAACCCCCAGCUGGCUGGGCCCUGGAAGAAAGGGGUCGCAUCCUGCUCGCCCUCACAUACAUCUCCGAACGUCAUGGAUUACUGGUGUCUAUUCUCCGCUGCGCCCACUUAGCUGCUAUGGAUGUAUGCGGCUACUCGGACCCUUAUGUAAAAACCUACCUGAAGCCAGAUGAAGAGAAAAAAUCGAAGCAUAAAACAACUGUGAAAAAGAAAACACUAAACCCGGAGUACAAUGAGGAUUUUUUCUAUGAGAUUGAACAGUCAGAUCUUGGUCAUAAAUCCUUGGAAAUCACCGUUUGGGAUUACGAUAUUGGGAAAUCAAAUGACUUCAUUGGUGGGGUGACCCUGGGAUUAGGGGCCAGUGGGGAGUGCCGGCAACACUGGCUCUCAUGCCUCCAGACCUCCGACUGCCGCCUGGAACAUUGGCACACCCUCACCAACGAGCUCCCAGAAUCCUCCACCUUUGGCCCUUGA
Messenger RNA from Protobothrops mucrosquamatus (brown spotted pit viper), 774 nucleotides. Its product is annotated as double C2-like domain-containing protein alpha. The record is from RefSeq and is a predicted model, not a curated record. The annotation marks the transcript as partial. Gene Ontology annotation, cellular component: membrane. Lineage: Eukaryota; Metazoa; Chordata; Lepidosauria; Squamata; Viperidae. The transcript is spliced from 7 exons.